This is a messenger RNA of Anopheles funestus (African malaria mosquito), 3062 nucleotides long. RefSeq names its product sorting nexin-17 (gene Snx17). Lineage: Eukaryota; Metazoa; Arthropoda; Insecta; Diptera; Culicidae. Gene Ontology annotation, molecular function: phosphatidylinositol binding. The transcript is spliced from 6 exons. Gene Ontology annotation, biological process: intracellular protein transport. The record is from RefSeq and is a predicted model, not a curated record. Gene Ontology annotation, cellular component: early endosome. The coding region runs from base 828 to 2327 and encodes 499 amino acids.
CAAUGUUUUUUUUUGUGAUUAUUCGCUUUUUACUCCUCAUUCUGGGUUGUGUUGAUAAUUCGGAACACUUUCCAUCGUCCGUUGUUCGCUGUUAGUUUCCGCUGUUGCUGUGCGUAGAGCAAUAGAAGUUUGUAACUUGAUAAAAAGCCACACGGCAAAAGAAAAGCAAAAAUGUGUAGAUUUGUAUGCUAGUGAAUCUGUACAUCUAGACAAAUUGAACUUUUUUUAAACCCUGGUGUUAGUGUAGGAAGCAGCUGUAAGGGAUGGUGCAUGCCCCGAGUUGCGAAGGGAUUGCUGCUGAAUAGAUUAAUCUGUGCGGAUAUUUUUCCAAUUAAAGCCAAUCGUUGCAAGUGCAGCUGUGUUGUUUGCCGAGUGUAGUAUCAUUUCCGCAACGAUACGUAGUCGUCGUCCCGUUUCGAAGUGCGUAGGAUGUUGGUGAGGAAACCUUGCCACAUCCCACAGAGUUAAAGCGAUUGCAUGGUGUGAGGAUGUGAAAAGUUGCUCAACAGUGUUUCGUUUCGUAAAAAAGGCAAAAAACCGGUACUCCUGUUUGGCGGCGGCCUCCUACAGGAAUCCGACACCGACACCAACGGAUAACAAACCAUCAAGUUCGAGAAGGAAAGAAAAAAACUUAACCGACACGUAAUGAACACCAUCGCAUUAAACUUGUUAACAAUGGUGUGCUAGGGCCUACGCUAAUAGGGUUUAAGUUUGGAACUGGAAGCGGAUGUUGACCUAUGUCCGUCUACUAGACGAAAGGCCAGAAUCUCAUCGCCGGAACAGCACCGCAUAUUUUCAGCAAAUAUCAGUGGCCGCUAGCAGAUAGAAUGCACUUUUCGAUACCCAGCACGCAAGAGUUCGUAUCCGAUGGAAGCGGAUCAUCGUACACGGGCUUCAACAUUCACAUUAAUGGCAGUUUUCACUGUUGCCUUCGAUACAAACAGCUGCACAGUCUGCAUGAACAGCUUAAACGGUCUCUGCCGUCGAUCGCACUGCCCAGCUUUCCUCCAAAGAAAUUGCUCUCUCUUACACCGAACCAAAUCGAGCAGAGACGUCUGAGCUUAGAGCGUUACAUACAGCUAGUGGGCCAGGAUCCGGUACUGUGCCGUUCGGAGUUGUUGCGUGCGUUUCUGUUGAAUGCCCAGCAGGAGUCUUCAUUUACCGAAUGUAGCGAGGUAACGCUGGACGUUUACCUUAUGAAUGGCUACCGAAUAUCGGCCAACGUGUACACAACCGACUGCACGAGCAAGGUGCUGGAAAAAGCAUGCGCAUUGAUCGAUCUACCGAAGGAACGUGCUUGCUACUUUGCGCUUUACCUGAUGCGCAAGGAGGCAAACGGCGAGCUGACGAUCGUGAAACGAUUGAUGGACUUCGAAGCACCGUACAUCUCAGCGAAACGUUGGGAUGAAUGCAAGUUGGUGCUACGCACCGGGUACUGGGAUCCGUGCUACGAUGUGGAGCAGAUGCGUGACCGGAUCGCACUCAACCUGCUCUACAUCCAAGCGCUCAGCGAUGUCGAACGCGGUUGGAUUGUGACGUCGCGCGAUCUUAGCGAGCAGCUUACAAACAUGCAGGCGCGAGGCAGCAAGAGCGAGUAUCUGGACGUCGUCCGGAAACUACCGCUGUACGGAUGUCUUCAGUUUCCACGCGCCAAUGUGGACUUUCCCGAACCGAAUACGGUUGCGACGGUGGUGCUUGGAAACAAGGAACUCAACUUGCUGACGUACGUGGGCAAAGAGAUGCAGGAAACCAAAUUCAAAGUCACGCGCAUUCGGUGCUGGCGUGUAACUCCUAUUCAUAUUAAUGAAGAGCAAUCCUCAACCGUCAAUGGUCGCAUGCAACAAUCAUCCCAACAGUCACCAUCACAAACGUCCACGAUCAGUUUGGAGCUUUCUUUCGAGUACUUGAUGGCGAAGAACCAGCUCAAGUGGAUCACUAUCUAUAGCGAACAGUCGAUGCUUAUGUCCGUGUGCCUUCAGUCGAUCGUCGAUGAGCUACUCAAUCAGAAGAACGGAUCCGAUCCGGCUCAUUUGCAAAAUCCACAGCACGUAGAUUAUGCGCCACUCUCCUACAUUCGACGAGAUGGAUCGAACCAUUGCAUUACCGAUUCUUGUUCAACCGAUACUCUUUGCAAUCUAGUUAAUAACGAUAAUAGUAGCAACAACGGAACAUCGAACCAGGCGACGCAACAACAACACUCCACAAACAACGGGUCUUCCUUUAUUCGACGCAAGCUGAAGGAGUUCAAUACGACAGUACGCUUCAAAAAUGGGAAAGAUUCGGUGCAGAACGAAGCAUUCGAGUGGAUAGGUGACGACGAUCUUUAGAAGCAUCAUACAGAUACAUAAAUAAUGUAACUUUUUGAUAACGAAUUUACUCUCCGAAUUUUCCGGGAUGUCGGUUGCAUUAAAAACUGAUUGAUUUGCCGAUACUUGUUUAAACCUCAUCCUUCUUUUUUGUUACUUGUGCUUUUGUAAUAUAUAAUACGGUAGGUUUAACGACGGAAAGACAGGAUCAUGUCGUUUACUCCUCUUCGUGUCACAUCUUCCCUGUUUAGUUUUCUGUUCAGUUAUAUAAAUGCGGUAACACCGGUGGCCACUGAAAUACAUACCGGCACUAUAGUGUGAUGCCCUACAGAGUAGAAGUAGUGUUUUCCAUGUCACAGGGAAAGUUUAACAGACCGUUCAGAGGAACUUGUAAUAAACAUUUACACAAGGGCUACAUAUAUGUUUAGCCUAAGCUUUCUACGAAUUUCUCAUCAUCAAUCAAUUCUAGAUUUGCACGUUAGUUUGCUCUAGGACGUGAACCGAGAGAAGAGAUAAUUAAAAUGUCCAAAAUCGUAUUUUGUAUCAGUGUAGCCAUAUAGCUGGUUUAGUAUAUAGUCGAUCCACUACUGAAGAUGCGUAAUAAAAGGCAACCAGGAAUGGCAGAAUGAUGCUUGGUAGAUAUGCGAUUAUAAAGUGUGUAAAUUUAUAUUUCAUUUGUGAAGAAUUUCUCUUAGCCAUGGUCCGGCGCGCCCGUAGGGAUCUACCGGUAUAAAAAUUGAAUUUCUAAAAAAUGUG